Messenger RNA from Rotaria socialis, 369 nucleotides. The record is from the annotation of a GenBank genome assembly. NCBI's taxonomy places the organism in Eukaryota, Metazoa, Rotifera, Eurotatoria, Philodinida, Philodinidae.
AUGUGUAGAAGGUCUGUUUGGAUUCUACUCGAUGAGCAUUACAUUUGUACUUUUCUUCAUCCUCGUCUUAAACGCUUUGAUACAGAACCACACGAGAAAGAUUUUGCGUUUGAUUUAGUUAAACGAGAAUUAUUAGCACGUACAUCAAUAUCACGUAUUACAACGGAUACUGCUUCAAAAGCGAUGACUAUGAAUGUAUCAAUUAUAAAUAAUUCAACAGCACCAGUUAAUCCGAACAACCUAUUAACUUGUUGUUUUGAUAAACCACGAGCAAUAGUCAGUUCAGUUACGACACCAGUGAAGGAAUUAAAUGGCUACAUGGAAUUGAUUGUACCGGAUGAAGAAAGUGACGAUAUCCUUUUAUUUUGA